Spea bombifrons (plains spadefoot toad) is the source of this 953-nucleotide messenger RNA. RefSeq names its product urocortin 3 (gene UCN3). The record is from RefSeq and is a predicted model, not a curated record. Gene Ontology annotation, biological process: cellular response to nutrient levels; adenylate cyclase-activating G protein-coupled receptor signaling pathway; hormone-mediated signaling pathway. Gene Ontology annotation, cellular component: extracellular region. The transcript has 2 exons. Bases 84 to 548 code for a protein of 154 amino acids. NCBI's taxonomy places the organism in Eukaryota, Metazoa, Chordata, Amphibia, Anura, Pelobatidae. Gene Ontology annotation, molecular function: corticotropin-releasing hormone receptor 2 binding; hormone activity.
CUGAUGUUUUUCUUUAUCCUCAGAGGCAGAGAGAAGACAACUUCACUCAUCAGAUCUGCCACAUCCAGGUGCAGGGCGGAAGGAUGCCUCAAUCCAGGCUUCUCCUGCUACUGCUCAUACUCUGUAUGGCCCGGUUUAGCAUUCAAUACAAGUUAUAUGAAGCAGAGUCCAUUUUCAGCUGCCUGAAGGAAGCCCUUGAGGAGGCCAAGAGGAGAAGUUUAGAGGAAAACUCUGUGCUUAUAAAGAGAGGCUAUGAAUUUGAACCAAGAGACGACCUUUUAUCCCAAGAGGAAGAAGAAGAUGAAGAAGAUGAGAAAGAAAAAAGGACAUUUCCUGCUGCACGUUACAGAUACCUUUCACAAGCACAAGUAAAGGGUAAAGUCUAUCAAAACAAGGCAAAAAGUGACCGUCGGACCAAAUUCACCCUUUCAUUGGAUGUGCCCACAAACCUCAUGAAUAUUCUGUUCGACAUUGCUAAAGCUAAGAAUAUGCGCGCAAAAGCGGCAGCCAAUGCACAGCUCAUGGCCCAGAUUGGUAGGAGGAAGUAAGACUGGCCAGGCCCUGUGUGGGCCACAAGGAAGGGUAAACAAGGUGGCACAGGACUAGUGUCGUAUCAGACUCUUCCAUUCCCACACAUGGCCGCAUCUUGGAACAUUUCUUUGUACAAUAUAUUGCUAUAUUCUGAGUCCUUCAAAGCUGCAUUUAAUUCCCAUAUGUCUAUUCCCAAGGGGUGAAGUUUCAUCCCAACUUUAAUCUUUUUUUUUUCAGAUUUAUUGCUUUCAUUUGCCCUUUUUAAAAUCUUUGUGUUUUGGCUUUAUCCAGUCCUGAUGGGUUUUGAUCUUUCUGAUUUAUACAUUUAAUUUACUUUAUGUUUGUAAAUUUUUCUUCCUUUGCAGGAAGAUUUUAAUGCAAGAAAAAAAAAAGAAAUUAUUAAAAAAAAUGUUAGCAUCUCU